Messenger RNA from Candidozyma auris, 1308 nucleotides. RefSeq lists its product as uncharacterized. The record is from RefSeq and is a predicted model, not a curated record. The coding region runs from base 1 to 1308 and encodes 435 amino acids. Lineage: Eukaryota; Fungi; Ascomycota; Pichiomycetes; Serinales; Metschnikowiaceae. The transcript has a single exon.
AUGCUUGUUGCCACUUGGCUCCUAGCAGCCGCCUCACUUGCUUCUGCCAUCCCUAAGUGGGAUAUGGAGAACGGCUUCCUUGUUGACCUUCUAAACGAGGACAAGUUCGAGGUCGAGAAUGUAUUAAAGCUGCCUACUCGUUUCAAAGACUUGCCUCCGAUUUUGAAGAAACCCAAGAGCCACGAACGUUCGUUGAAGGAGGGAGAGAUCCCUCAGUAUGUGAUUGACUAUGCUCCUUUUGUCCACCUUUAUUCCGAAGAACGGUACUUGCCUUACGACAUCAAGCAAUACGUAGAGCAUUUCCACGCUGAAUUUAAAAAUGGCACAACUGUUCCGGGAACUGAAAAUGGUCAACUUAACAUCACAAACUUGGGCUCACUUCCGAAGAUGUCCGGAGUGUACUUGACAGCUGAUGAGGAUUUUGACGCUGACCCGGACUGGAUCACGGGCAUCAAGAACAAGCCAAAUUUAGUGAACGGAGAAAUUAAGGACGCUCCUGCUACGUUGAUCAUAGUGGACAAGGGCAACGGCUGGGUCGAUGCCUUCUGGUUUUAUUUCUACUCCUUCAACUUGGGACCGUUUGUGAUGGGGCUGGGCCCAUACGGUAACCACGUGGGAGACUGGGAGCACUCUUUGGUGAGAUUUUAUAAAGGGAAGCCUGUCAUCGUGUGGAUGUCUGCUCAUGGCGGUGGCGGGGCCUAUUACUAUAAACAUCUUGAGAAAUAUGAGCUUGACCCCAAGCACCCGAUCAUUUUCUCUGCUCGGGGCACUCAUGCAAAUUAUGUCUCUGUGGGUACUCACCCACACGAUUUACCAUACGAAAUCUUGUGUGAUUUUACCGACAGAGGUCCUUUAUGGAACCCUACUAGAAACUACUUGGGCUAUACGUACGACGGUAAGUUCGUUUAUCCAGCAGAGAACAACACCAACGCUAAGCACCGUGGAAGAGAAGUGACCUACGGUAACUGGCUCACGUUCACAGGUCACUGGGGCGAUAAGCAGCUCGAGAGUAGCGACCCAAGACAAAGUUACUCCUUCAUUGGGGGCCACAAAUAUAUCGAUGGCCCCAAAGGGCCAUUAAAGAAAAAUCUCUUGAGAAUUGUCCCAUGCGAAAGGCACAAAUGGUGGAACUUUUGGAACGGAUGCAAUGUGAGAGAGAACAUUAAGUGGGGAAUUGGUGUGGAAAGCGAAGGCUACAACUGCGGUAACGUCUUUGCCAACGUCAGGCCAAAGUGGUUAAGAAUGAUACUUCAACAAAUAACUUGGGGAGGUGGGUUUUGUUUUUUCGUGGAUUUGAUAUAUGGAUAG